Molecule: messenger RNA, 2176 nt
Organism: Odocoileus virginianus texanus
Lineage: Eukaryota; Metazoa; Chordata; Mammalia; Artiodactyla; Cervidae
Gene: ORMDL3
Product: ORMDL sphingolipid biosynthesis regulator 3
Biological process (GO): intracellular sphingolipid homeostasis; sphingolipid biosynthetic process; ceramide metabolic process
Cellular component (GO): endoplasmic reticulum membrane
Source: RefSeq, a predicted model, not a curated record
CUACAACUCCCAGGAGGCUGCGGGCGGCCCGGCGCUGGGCGGUGACGUAAUGGGGGCUGGCGCGGGGCGCUGAUUCGGCUCGAGCUGCCAGCGGGGUGGCUGCGGCCGCGGCUCAUUACAGCUGCUGGAGCAGCAGCGGCCCCCGCCCCCGGGCACCCUUCCCGGGCCUCGACCUCCGGCCCCACACGGACAGUGGCAGGAGAGGGGCGGCAGGAUGAACGUGGGAACAGCACACAGCGAGGUGAACCCCAACACGCGGGUGAUGAACAGCCGCGGCAUCUGGCUCUCGUACGUGCUGGCCAUCGGGCUUCUCCACGUCGUACUGCUCAGCAUCCCCUUUGUGAGCGUCCCCGUCGUCUGGACCCUCACCAACCUCAUCCACAACAUGGGCAUGUACAUCUUCCUGCACACAGUGAAGGGGACACCCUUUGAGACCCCGGACCAGGGCAAGGCGAGGCUGCUCACCCACUGGGAGCAGAUGGACUAUGGGGUCCAGUUCACCGCGUCUCGGAAAUUCCUGACCAUCACACCCAUCGUGCUGUACUUCCUCACCAGCUUCUAUACCAAGUACGACCAGAUCCAUUUCAUCCUCAACACUGUGUCUUUGAUGAGUGUGCUCAUUCCCAAGCUGCCCCAGCUCCACGGAGUCCGGAUUUUUGGAAUCAACAAGUACUGAGGGUGCAGCCCCUUCCCCUGCCCAGGAUGGUAGGGGAGGGGUUGAAGCCUGGGCUGUGAUGCUGAAGACAGAAGGAGCCUCUGGUAACCACCAGAGACGGGGGAUGAGCCUCUGGGCCCUAGUUUUCCCCUCACUUCCCCCAGUAGCAGACUUGAAGUAGCUUGUAGUGGGUUGGGGUGGGGCCCCCUGGGGCUCUGACCCUUCUGAUUUUUUUUUUAAAUCUUUUCCUUUUGCCUUUUGGAUAGAGACUGUGGGGGUGUUCUUGAAAUGGGCUAGGCUUCUGGGCUGAACACAGACCUGUGAGGUUGGGAUAAGAGAAGCCCCCUGCUCACUUGCUCAUCCUCAGACUGCUAAAGCACUUUAAGCCCUGUGAGUGGGGCAGAGGGGACGGUACAGCUUCUAGUUUAUUUCACUUUAAUUCCUAAGUCUUUAGAGUGACACUUUAGUGUGUGCUUGUAUCCAUGAUGAGGUGUGGCAGCACCUCAUCGCUCUGGGUAGAGAAUUGUCUAAUCCAAGUCAGAUGGCUCCCGCACGACCCACCUGGGGUACUGGGUAGGAGUGGGGAGGGUAAGGAGCAGGAUGGUGGGCUGGAUGUGGGUGGCCUGGUCCCAGGGGUGAGGGGCCAGGGCUGCAGCCGUCCUGGCCCUGGGGGAGGGAGUUAGGGGCGGGGGUGGGAUCCUGAAUUGAGUCUUAGAAGAAUGGGGUCACAUAGCAGCUGGGAUUGGUGUGAGGGGGGUGGGCGGUGGGGACAGACCCAGCCUCAUUCUUUGAGAAGUGGUCUGGGAGGAGGGGCAGGCUCGGAGGGGUCAUUUACCCCCCAAGUGGUGGGCUGAUGCAUUGGGAGGGAGGCUGCUGUGGAUCUGCAGCUCGGGUGGCGUGGUGGGGGGGGGUGGAAUGGGUUGGAGAGGCCCGUGAGUCAUCGUAAGCCCAGGUCUGAUGUGACACUGUCUGCGGUGGUGGUGGGGGGCCGCCUGGGGACACUGCAUAGAAACGUUGCUGCAGCCCCUCCGCAGCCCUUCACCUGUGACCUACUCACGCAGAUGGGGCCUGGGCCAGGGCCUCUCAUGUGGCAUGCACCUGUGGGCUCAUCAGGUCACUGCCAAAUGGGUUUGGUGGGCUAGAGAGUCCUGUAUGGUCCCCGCCUGAGCAGGACAGUGGAGGGAGCAGGGAGUGACCUGUGGGGGCUGUCCACUCAGGCUGAGGAGGUGAGGGGGGCGGGAGCCUGAGCACGGACCAGAGGGGAGCCGCCUUCUCCCCACCCCCCCGUCUGACUGGGGUCUGUGUCACUUCUGAGGUGUGGGUACCAGGGCCUUGAGGGAGCAGUGGGGGUUGGGGGGUCACUGGCCCUGUUUUCUGCCUCUUGGUCCCCCCAAGCCCCACCCCAUGUAUCAUAGGGAACUUUCACCUCAAAAUCUUUCUAAGCAAAGUGUGAAUAGGAUUUUUACUCCCUUUGUACAGUAUUCUGCGAAAUGCAAAUAAAGGACAAUGUGUUCCUAUUUC